GUGGCCGAUUUCUAGGAAAAAAAAAAAAGAUUUAACUGCCCCAGUUAUUUUUAAAAGGCGUAAAGUUAUACCUAGAAGUUUCGUGGAGGAAGAAACUUUCUUUCACGUUUAAUCGUAAAUUAAAGUGUUGAGUCUGCCAAAUCAUAAUUAGCAGAAAGAUUAGUUUCAAUGUCGAACGAGAGAAAUUAAUAGUGAAAAAAAUGGAAUUACCGACCAAUGACUGUGAUGGAACUAACCCUGUUACGUCCUUCAAUUUUGUUUUGUCCGACUCAUUAGGAGGAUCAAAUGAUCUCCUGGAUGGGGAGACUACGGUUCCACUUGUAUUUUCCACAGACUUUGAUAUAAAUAAAUUGUGGAAGAAUGGAAAUGGAGUACAGGUGGUAUUCAUUGAGUCUUCGCAGGUUGGAAUUAUUUCAGACAACGGGACAGCUAUCGUAUCCAGUUCGCCUAUUGCUAAUGAGAUUGGAGACAAUGAUCAGCCAUCAGAUCUGUCAGAUUUACCUGAUAACAGGCAUUUGCCAGAUACCUUUCAUAUUGAAACUCCAGUAAAUGAUUCUUUGACCUGCCCAGAAUGUGGAGCAACAUUUAAGAAAAGUGCAGACUACAAAAGGCAUAAGCUACAACAUUUAGACAAGAAGCCCUACCAAUGUAUGACCUGCAACCUCUCAUUUAACAUUGAGAAAAAUCUAAAACUUCAUAUGGCUUUGCAUAGCACAUCAAGUCAAUGUCCCGAAUGUGGCAAGAAAUUUUCGCGAAUGGCUAGUUUGAAGGCUCAUAUUUCACUCCACAUUGAGGAAGAUACACUUAUCUGUCAGCAGUGUGAUAACGAAUUCGAAACUAUGAGGGCCUUACGGCGUCACGUAGAAGAGGAACACCAACUGAACAAGACCGCCCCCUUAACCCUUGCCGAGCUCAAUCACUCGUGUAACGGUUCAACCGAUCUUGGGGGAACAGAACCAGUAAUAAAAAUCUUCCCCUGCAAGCAAUGCCAUGUCAACUUUAACACUUUAAGAGCGCUAAAGGAACAUUCCCGAUUUCAUCAAAAGGUCAAUUCCAUCUUGUCUUGCAAGAAAAAGGGCAAAGCGAACAAAAUCGUAGGAAAACCUCGUUUCAAAUGCUCUUACUGUCCUAUGGAAUUCGAUAAGCCCAGCUUGUGCACCCGGCACGAGCGAGUCCAUACUGGCGACCGACCCUACAAGUGCGACCAAUGCUCUCGGAGUUUUAGUCAGAAGAACUCGCUUGUAAGCCAUCAGAAAGCUAUCCACGGACAUGAGAAACCGUACAAGUGCACAUUUUGUCCUUAUGCCUCAAGCCAGAAAGGAAACCUUCGAGCGCACGUUCGACGCCUUCACCUCCUUGCUCAUAAUGAGCAACAAGGUGAUGUUCAUCGCUGCGAAGAUUGCAGUGCCGUAUUCCGAAAUGUAUCGAGUUUGACAUCGCACAUGAGUAAAUUCCACUGUGAUACCGAGCAGACGGACUCGAGUCUUUCCCACCUGCUGGAUAAAAAUUCCGACACCAUUUCAGUUCUGAACGUUAACGGCGAUGAUUCCGUAUUGCGUGAUGGCCUCAACCACAAGAAUGAUAUUCUUCAAAAGGCUCUAGAGCGCAUUGGGCUGCCACUCUCAGAUGGUGGCGUGGAUAAUUCAUGCCAACAGCGAAAUGGCGAUCAUGAUAAAACAAAGGAACGUACAGCAUGCACGACUACUCUCGUAGAUAGAGCCAAUCCAGCCAAACUAGUGCAAUAUACUGUCGAAUACCAGAUGGAGAACGCAGUUCGCUGGCUAUUGUGUACCCAUUGCCCGAAGCGAUUUAAGAAACCUUUGGAUCUGGUUCGCCACCUUCGCAUUCACAACUGCAUCAUGCCUUAUAAGUGCGCAAUCUGUUUCAAGACGUUCCGUCUCAAAUCGACUCUCAUGUCGCACUUGAAUUCGCACAAUGGGACAAAAGCGUUUGAGUGCACAGUGUGCAAUAAAAAACUGGCCAGUCAGGCAAGCCUGGUUUUACAUCAAAGGCUCCAUACUGGUCAGCGGCCGUAUAGCUGUAAUUAUUGUGGCAAGCAGUUUCGACAUCGCAGUUAUUUCAAGGUACACCUCCAGGCUCACCAGCGAUCUAUCAAGAGCAAAAGUAAGGCUGCUAAUACGUCAGAAGAGCCACGUCUAGCGAACGACGCUGGCCAAUCAACUAUUUCCGUGACGUUAGCUGAACCGUUGGAAUUGACCGAAUCAGGAAUCCUCCCGAGACAACCGGUGAAUGCACAGCUGUUUAGCAGAUCAGAAGCAAAAAGUGGCACUCGACAGACGCGCCCUUUCAAAUGUUUGCAAUGUGGUGCGGCUUUUAAAAAAUCAGCUCAUCUUAACCAGCAUAUCCGCACGCAUACGGGACUGAAGCCUUUUACGUGCAACGUCUGCCUCCGGAAUUUUGUUUCCAAGUGGGUUCUAAAAGCUCAUCACCUGACGCACGAACGGGUUUCGGCGCCCAGUUUCCAGUGCCCCGAAUGCAAUCGGUGCUUCACUACCAAGGGUACGCUCAAUCGACACAGAGCCAGUCACAGCGAUUCAAGGCCUUUUCUCUGCCCGUACUGCCCAAAAUCCUUUAAGACAUACUCUAAUUGUAAAAAGCAUGUCCGAACACACACUAAUGAGGUCAUUCAUUUGCAACAAACUCAGUGUUCGUCAUCCGUUCCAGAGUCAGCUGAUGCUGACACGGUCGACCGAUCGCCAUCUCGCAUUCCUGAGCCACAGGCGGAACCUAAUUGGGAAUUGUUGAACUAUGAAUCAAGCGACAUGCCGCCAGAUACCAGUACAGCCCAACCUGAUGGCGAAUACCAAUUGGAGGAUGGAACACGAGAUGUUGUACAUAGUCUCCCGUGCACGACAUCGAGCAUGAAUGACACUUCGUCGUUUGAACCCAUACAACUAAGUAUGGACUUUGGUGGCGAGGAGGUAGAAGAUGUUACAGACACGCCGGGUGAUUCUGAUCUACAAACAAUAUAUGACGGCCAAGUCUUGUCGCAGAAUUUCACAUUUCAGGAGAAUGAACUACUUAACACAGCAACUGAUGAUUCGAAAAAAGAAGACAGAAAGUGCCUUUCGUGCGGAAGAGAAUUCAAGCGAGCUGCUCAUUUAAAGAUUCACAUGCGCAGUAACUGCGGAGCUGUGAAAACUCAUAUUUGUUCUAUUUGCACAAAAUCGUUCUCAACUGCACAAGCAUUGAUGGUUCAUCAAAAAUCGCACUCAGAUCGAUAUCCUCUUCAUUGUGUGUGUGACACAUGCGGGCUUAAAUCUUCUUCCAUUGAGCUCCACUUACAUCAUAUGGAAGAGGGGUGCAAUCAGACUAGGACCGAGGAAACAAGUUUUAAAGAACACAAGUCGCCGAUGUUUACUGAUGCGACGUCCUCGCAAGAAGGAUUUCUUCAACCAACUACGGAUAAGAUGCCAAAAAGCCUCAAAGAAUGCACGCAGUGCAGUAAAAGUUUCAAAAAACAGUCAGAUCUUAUUCGUCAUAUGCGAACUCAUACUGGAGAACGGCCUUUCCAUUGUUCGAUAUGUGAUAAAAGUUUUACGCUCAAGUCCACCUUGACAGCGCAUUUGCGUACCCAUUCUCCUACUGGCAAUAAGACCGUCUCCUGUGAGUUCUGCAAAGGUCUUUAUUCCUGCCGGAACACGCUUCGAAUUCACAUGAGAAUUCAUACAGGAGAUAGACCUUUCCGAUGUCCUGAAUGUAACUUGUCGUUCCGGACAACCGGCCACCGACAAUCCCAUCUUAAGAGUCAUCGUAAAGCUGCUCAGGCAGUCGGUAAAGUGAAAGCAAUUCGCGCAGUAACAGGUGUAUCCAACAAAAAGAAACCGAAAGUUAAAGCAACCAAUCAGCAGGGGGUUGAUAUAGACGUUGAUGGAAGCACUCAGAUGGCAAAAGUUAUUGCCAUUACAGGCGAUUUGUCAAAUCAGCACAAUUCCCUGGGCGAUCAAAGUGGAUCUCUGGCCAAUUUGACUGUGAAAUUCCAUUUAGAUGAAGCUGGCAAUGUCCAGCUUCCCGCGUUGGAUUCCAAUACUUUGCUUGACCUAAGCGAAUUGUUCCUUACCCAAACCGAUGGACAGGUUACCUUGACCCAGGAAAUGAGUCUGUCUCACAUGUUAACAGUAGGCGAGUCAAAUCGAGAUGAACUGAGCAAGAACCUCAUGAAUUCUGAGUCGGGUCUGCGACUUUUGGCGGGAAACCACGAAGGAACGAUGCUUGUUUCCAACUCGCAUGCAGACCAACACCAGUCCGAAAUCGAGGAAGGUGCAGAUCAUGUUAUCAUGGAAGCAGUUGACCCUGUUGUUAUUUUGGGAGCAUCAAAUGAAAAGAGUCCUAAACGAGUGUCUGUAAUUACGUCAAGAAAUCGCAACUUUCAAAAGUGAAAACUUGUUUUCCCCUCUUUGUAACAUACUCCAUUCCUGCAACCAUCCAACAAAGGGUCCAUCAAGCAUUGGAAGGUAUCGAUCAUACUACAUAUUUUGAAACAAAAACUUACUGUUUCUAAUUUUGAUGCUAUCUUGUUUUAAUAUAAAAGAGAAAACUGUU
Molecule: messenger RNA, 4563 nt
Organism: Daphnia carinata
Lineage: Eukaryota; Metazoa; Arthropoda; Branchiopoda; Diplostraca; Daphniidae
Product: zinc finger protein 236-like
Exons: 26
Coding region: 201-4400 (1399 amino acids)
Biological process (GO): regulation of transcription by RNA polymerase II
Cellular component (GO): nucleus
Molecular function (GO): DNA-binding transcription factor activity, RNA polymerase II-specific; RNA polymerase II cis-regulatory region sequence-specific DNA binding
Source: RefSeq, a predicted model, not a curated record